This is a messenger RNA of Diaporthe amygdali, 2574 nucleotides long. RefSeq lists its product as uncharacterized. The record is from RefSeq and is a predicted model, not a curated record. Gene Ontology annotation, biological process: protein phosphorylation. The transcript has 4 exons. Bases 1 to 2574 code for a protein of 857 amino acids. Lineage: Eukaryota; Fungi; Ascomycota; Sordariomycetes; Diaporthales; Diaporthaceae. Gene Ontology annotation, molecular function: protein kinase activity; protein binding; ATP binding.
AUGUCUGAACCCGGAGGAUCAUACGAAACAAGCUUUCGAACUUCAUCAGAUGUUGAUGUCGUAUCUCGACGAGGACGCCUGAGGGAAACAAGCUUCUUGUCCUUUUUGGCGGUGGCACAAUCCUUAAAGAUCGAUAUUCUACCCCUGACAUGGGACGCAGGAAGGAAUGACAUCGGUUCCGGCGCAACAGCCCGCGUAAUGGAAGCGCUUAUCAAUAUCCAUACCAGAUUCGCCUUUAAGCGCGCGAACAAACAAAAAUUGGAAUCCGAGAUAUUCCGCUCCUUCACUAACGAGAUAGCUGUCCUGUCUCAUAGUUUCAUCCGAGAGCAUCCAAAUAUCGCACAGCUGCAGGGAAUAUGCUGGGAGAUAUCUGCGACCGACGACAAACCGUGGCCGGUGCUGGUCUUCGAGAAGACCUCGCUAGGGGACCUGUAUUCCUUUGCGAAGCUACCUGCUAGCAGAUCGAUGAAUUUCUCGCAGCGUCUGAAGCUAUGUGUUGACAUUGGAACCGCCAUCAUGGCUAUGCAUUCCGUUCAGAUUGUGCACGGAGACCUGAAGCCGGAAAAUGUCCUCGUUUUCCCCGAUGAUCAUGGUUUCACCGCAAUGGUAACAGACUUCGGCUACUCGACCAGAUACGCGCACGAGGGAGAUACGAUCAAACUUCCUAUAUCACAUCCUUGGAAUGGACCCGAGGUGGACCGGUUGAAUCGUGAGUGGACGCCCUCAGAGGCGAAGAAAGCCGACCUGUUCUCCUUCGGAAUGUUGUGCCUCUGGGUAUUGUUUCCGGCUCAGUUGUCACAAUGGACCAUUCCUGGUGACUCCAGUAUCGAUUUGGAACCUUUGAUAGAAAUGACGCCAGAUUUGGCAAGGAGCGCUCUCGCGAGACUAAAAGCCAACCACCAACUUCAGAACUUUGCUCAGCAUACCUUAGAGUCUGUGGAAGAAGUCAACCAUGAGGAUUUAGGCGCGCUGAAUACGUUCUUGUCAUCGUGCUUGAGCACUGACCCAUCAAAGCGACUGGUGUCGAUUCGUGAGACUUGGCGGCAGCUCGGACCAGAGAGGUUGAGAAUAGUCAACAGUCUGGAUGUUGAGGAGGACUGGCAAGUCCCCGAAGAGCUCUACCAAAUCAUGGUAGAGGACAUACAGCGCAGCGAACCGGAACGUCCAUCAAUGUUGGCUAAGCUAAUAGAGUCCAACAACGUUCCUAACAGCCACUUUGUCCAUAUUUACCUUACACACAACCGAAUGGUGGAAGCGGAGAGAUCGCUUCGGCGGGAAGUCGAUGAUCUUUUAGACUUCUACGGAGACACACAUCCCAUGUUCACAACCCCAGCCGCUGCCCUUGUCUCGUUGUAUACAUUUCAGUGUCGGUGGAAGGAGGCGGGUGAUGUUCUGCUGAAGGUCCUGGCCCAGCAGCGAGCCGAGCACGGCGAAGAUGGCCCGUCCACCCUGAUAAAUAAGGCGAACAUGGCUUUCCUGUAUGGUGAGCAAGGACGUUGGGCCGAGGCUGAGACUCUGCAACGAGAGAUGCUCGAGGUACACAGAAGAGAUUUUAGCCAUGACGACUCCGUUACGCUCAACAACCUUGCGAAUCUCGCUAUGAUCUGCAAGCAACAAGGCAAAUGGGUCGAGGCUGAAGGUUAUUACAUCGAGUCAAUUCACAAGGGAAGGAGCAGGUUUGGCCCUGAGUAUCAUCAGGUCCUGACCUGGACGCACAACCUUGCCGUUCUAUACCAGGUGCAGGGUAGAUGGAAGGAAGCCAUGGAUACCAUGGAGGAUGUGAUAGAGGCGAAGAGGCGAACUCUUGGCGAAGAACAUCCAGACACUGUGGCGAUCAUGGGAAACCUGGCUUCACUCUAUUGUGACCAAGAGCUGACAUCUGAGGCUGCAACACUGCAACAGCAGGUGCUGGCGAUCAGCAAGAGGAUAUUGGGAGAUGCUCAUCCCGAAACCGUCACGCGAAAGGGCAAUUUGGCAGUGAUACUUGCCAAGCUUGACCAAUACGAGCAAGCUGGUAUUUUGCAAUCCGAAGUGCUCGAAGUAAGAAAGCGGGAUUUGGGACUGAAGAACCCUCUCACGUUGUCCAGCAUGGGUAACUUAGCAGAUGUCUACCGAGGCAAAGGACAAUUUCAAGAGGCCGAAAAUCUGCAGAGAGAGGCGCUGGAGCUAGCUAAAGAUAUCUUCGAUGACCAGCACCCGUCAUACCUCUACAGCCAGGCCCAGCUGGCGGCCAUUGUGUUGGAUUCGGGACGACUGGACGAGGCAGAGGGACUGACGCGCGACGUUAUGCAGGCGAGAAAAGACGUCCUGGGGCUCGAGCAUCCCGAGACACUAUCCACCAUGUGUAACCUCACGUGGAUAUGGAUGGAACAAGGUCGGUACCGAUCCGCGUUAGAGCAGAUGAAAGAGAUCCACAAAGUGCGGGUACGAUUGCACGGACCAGAGCAUAAACUCACAAAGAACUGUUUGUUCGCGAUGGACAUGAUCAGGACGAAGCAAGGAGAGGAAGAGAGAGAUCAAGGGCGGCGUUUGGAGUCGGCUAGCGAUACGACUGGACUAGACACCGGGCGAUAG